AUGUCGAAAAAAAUACCUAGUGGUACCAUUCCUCGUGAAAAUAAAAGUGAAAUAAUAAUUAAAAGUGUUAAUACCGAGGUUAAUAGUGAACAAAGUGUUGAACUUAGUUCUGUAGAUAGUGAAAAAAAUGAAGAAUCCGCCCCAGAAAUGUUGUCAUGCUGUUCAUAUAAAGGUACGAAUCAAAAUGAAUCUUUUGAUAUUGUUUUUAAAAAUAUUAUUGAAACUUCUUCUGAUCCGACGGAUAUUGGACAUUUUAAAGAAAUCGUUUUAGAUGCUCAAACUAAACGGUUCAUAAUUGAAAAUGGGCAUAGUAAACCUAAAGCUAAAGGGCCCUUCGCUAAAAAUUCAGACGGUAGAUCUUUUUUUGAAAAGUAUUAUUUUACAGUGUCCAAAUCUGGUUUAAAAAUCGAACGUUCGUGGCUAUGUUAUUCGACUAUACUUCAAAAAGCGUAUUGUAGGUCAUGCUGGCUAUUUGGAGAUCGCACAUCCACUGGCUUUCAAGAAAUUUGGACUACAGGAUAUUGUGAUUGGAAACACAUAGUAGAUGGUAUUAAAAGACACGAGCAAUCACACGUUUACUACAUUUCCUGUUUAGUAUAUGAAAAAUGGUUUUUAAAUAAAACAUUAAACGAAGAACUAGAACAGAAUAUAAAAAAAGAAAAAUUAUUUUGGCGUCAGGUUUUAGAGAGAAUUUUAAAUAUUACUCUUACAUUAGCUAUGCGAAGUUUACCUUUUCGUGGUCACAGAGAAGAGCUCGGUAGUGGAAAAGGAGAAAACGGCAAUUUUAUUUGUUUUAUUAAGUUACUUGCAAAAUACGACCCAGUACUAGAAAAAGUUAUUAAUCAGGAAAAAGAUGAAUAUGGAAACCCAAAAAAUGUAUGUGUUAAGGAAACUUUUUUAGCAUUUCAUGAAGUUGUUGAUCAAUCUGCUUCUUCUCUUUCUGAACUAAUAUUACAGAAUAUUGAAAAAAAGGGAUUGUCUAUCGCCAAGUGUCGUGGUCAGGGCUAUGACGGGGCUGCCAAUAUGAGUGAUAUGUAUAAUGGCCUACAAAAAAGAAUUAAAGACAUUGAGCCAAGCGCAGCUUAUGUCCAUUGCUCUGCUCAUAAUUUAAAUUUAGUUGUCAAUGAUGCUGUGAAAGAAAUAACAGAAAUGAAAAUCUUUUUUGAUGUUGUUCAACGAGUUUUUGUUUUUUUUGGACAUAGUAUAGUAAGAUGGCGUAUAUUAUCAGAUUUAAUUAAGGAAUCGAACAGUCAAAAUGGAUUAUUAAUAAAAAAACUUAAUCCCACAAGAUGGGCUGGUCGUUAUGAAGCAGUUUUUGCGCUUAAAAUUAGAUUUGUUGAAAUUCAAAAAGCUUUAACAAAAGUUAUACUUUGCAGCUCUAAAUGUAAUUUUAAUGAUCUCUUGGAAGAAGCAAAUAUAGUUGCUAAAAGUUGGUCUAUCUCUACAGAGUUUCAAAACAAACGUCGUAAAGUUGUAAAAAGAUAUUUCGAUGAACUAUGUACUGAUAUGCGUUUAACUUGUCCAGAAAGCUUAUUUCGUGUAACUAUUUUUAAUAGAACGUUGGAUAGAUUAAUAAAUCAAAUAAGUAAACGUAUUUCAAGUUUUCAUGAAUUAAUGCUAAAUUUCACAUGUUUACAACCAUCUUUUCUUACAUCAGCAACAGAUUUAGAGCUUUUAAAUGAAGCUACGAAGUUGGUAAACAAAUAUGAUAAAGACAUAUCAAAAACAUUUACAAGUGAAAUUUUAGCUGUAAGAUCAACUCUUAAAAAUCAAAUAAGUCAACUUAAUUCAACUAGAGAUCUUGCUCAACUUUUAAUGGUGAAAAAUCAUUCUUUAACAGCCAGUUUCUCAGAAGUAUGUACUGCUCUUUUAUUAUUUUUGACAAUUCCUGUUACAUCUGCAAGCGCGGAACGGUCAUUUUCGAAACUAAAAAUUAUUAAAGGAUAUUUAAGGAGUACAAUGAUGCAAGAUCAUUUAAGUGGUCUGGCAUUAAUUUCAAUCGAACAAGAAACAGCCCGAGAAGUUGACUUUGAAAAUUUAAUCGAUAUGUUUGCCGAAGCAAAAGCAAGAAAGAAGAAAUUUUGA
Messenger RNA from Sipha flava (yellow sugarcane aphid), 2085 nucleotides. RefSeq names its product zinc finger MYM-type protein 1-like. The transcript is spliced from 4 exons. Bases 1 to 2085 code for a protein of 694 amino acids. Gene Ontology annotation, molecular function: protein dimerization activity. The record is from RefSeq and is a predicted model, not a curated record. Lineage: Eukaryota; Metazoa; Arthropoda; Insecta; Hemiptera; Aphididae.